UCAAUUUUUUUCGCCAGAGUUGUUUUGUCACUUGCCUUCAUUGCAUUGUCGUUUUGUAUAGAAAAUUUCUUCUUUUAAUAGAAGAGACAUCCAAGAAAAUUAUACAUUCUACAGUUAUAUUGAAAAAAUAUAUCACAAAAUAAACUAUUAAAAUGAAAAAACCCAACAUUUUAUUUAUCGGCCUAUUAUGCGCCAUUAUAUGUUCUACCCAUGCGGAUAUUUCUGAAAAAAAUGGAGAACAAACACCUGUUGUAGAAGAAGCCGCCCAAAAAAUUCAUGCCUUACAGCCAGGCGAAAAGGAGUAUCUUUCUCCCAAUCUGAUUGGAGUUCAAAAUAUCGCAGUAACAAAUAUUCCAAUAACAAUAAAUUUCAUCAAUAUCAUUGAUGCAUACAGAGAAGUAGUCGAUGGGGUGCGAUAUGAAAUCGUUUUGAAUGCUGUGAAUACAACAGACAACAACACUGAAAUCAUUUGUCGCAUAGUGGUGCUGGAGAAACCUUGGCUCACAACAAUAUGGGGUGAUAAGGUUCGCUUACUACAGGAAUCUAACUGCACUAGUGAAGAAUUACCAGAUGCUUCUAGGAAUCGUAAAGCCCUUGAAGAAAAAUAUGAGACAAAUGCAAUAUUUAGCGGCAGUCGAAAUGAACUGACAGCCGAUGACAUGUUGAAUUUGGAAUCGCAAAUAGUUGGACCAUCAAAAAAUCCACAAAUGACAAGACAACGUGCUGCAAACCCACUUCCCACAACUACUGAAUCAAUUAUUGUUUCUACAACAGAACAAGUAAGUGACUCAGAAGAUGUUGUGAAGCAAACGAAUUCACCAAUUCAAUCCGAUUCGAGCAGUGAAAAUAAGAGUAAUGAAGUGGAAACUGUUGUUGCUUCAUCGAGUGAAUCCACUACAACUGAAAAAAUUCCAGAAUUAAGUGACAAUGAAAAAAAGUGGUUAGAUGAUUUUCUAUCAAUAGGAUCUUAUAAUUUCGAAGCUUCACAAGCAAAUAAAAAUGCACAGAGCGCUAACGAUGGAGCGCAAGAAAGUGAUAAGAGAUUCAGAAGAGAUGUCCCCGGUGGAGUUGUACAAUUUGAUGCUGAAGAAGUGAAAGGACACCAAGAAGUUCUCAACAAAUCUCUGACAAUACUUCAGUCUGGUGAUUCCCCACCGAAAUUCGAAAUUAAUACAUGUCAUUCGGGAAGUUCACAAGUGGUUGGUGGUGAUCUCGUUAAACUAGACUGUGACAUGGUCCACAAGGACACUGGAGAAAAAGAUCGUUGUUUAAUGUCCCUUUGGUCGCGUCCUUGGUUGGAAAAAGAUGGUUAUGAAGUGACUUUUGACUGCAAAAACAAUCCAAAAAGCGUUUAUCGUCAUAGCCGUUCCAUAAAUGAAAACAGGAAAUCGAGGAGUGCCAUGCCUGGUGGACAAACACCAUUAAAAGAUGAAGAAUUAAAACAAGAAGAGGAAAAUAUAUCUAAAUCAGUAGCCAAACUAGCUUCUGGCGAUAAAACUAAUUGGACGGUUGAAAAGUGUCAUUCAGGAACCAAACAAGUGGUCGCUGGCACUAUUGUUAAACUAGAUUGUGAUUUGGUUGAUAGUAAAACUGGAAAGAAAGAUCGUUGUACAAUAUCCCUUUGGUCACAGCCAUGGCUAAAAGAAGAUGGUUAUGAAAUCAGUUUUGACUGUAAGGACGCACCCAAAACUGUUCAUCGUUAUAGUCGUUCCGUUAAUGAUAGGAGAAAGAGAAGCAGUGCCGUGCUUGGAGGAGCUUCACAAUUAGAAGCUGAAGAAUUAAAACAAGAGGAGGAAAAUAUCUCUAAAUCCGUAGCCAAACUAGCUUCUGGCGAUAAAACUAAUUGGACGGUUGGAAAGUGUCAUUCAGGAACCAAACAAGUGGUCGCUGGUAGUCUCAUCAAACUAGAUUGUGAUAUGGUUGAUAGCAAAACUGGAAAGAAAGAUCGUUGUACAAUAGCUCUUUGGUCGCAGCCAUGGCUAGAAGAUGGUAAUGAAAUCAGUUUUGAUUGUAAGGACGCACCAAAAACUGUUCAUCGUUAUAGUCGUUCCGUUGAUGAUAGGAGACAAACUAGGAGUGUUUUGGUUGGAGGACCUGGAGUAUUAGACGCCGAUGAAUUGCAAAAAGAAGUGGAGAUUUUUUCUAAUUCCCUAACCAAACUCGCUUCUGGUGAUUCAACUAAUUUGAAGAUUGAAAAGUGUGAUUCUGGAACUAAACAAGUGGUCGCUGGUAGUCUUGUAAAACUAUAUUGUGAUAUGGUUGAUAGUAAAACUGGAAAGAAAGAUCGUUGUACAAUAUCCCUUUGGUCACAACCAUGGUUAAAAGAAAAUUGUUAUGAAAUGACUCUUGAUUGUAAAAAUACACCAAAAACUGUUCAACGUUUUAGUCGUUCCCUUGAUAAUAGGACUAAAAAAGGAGGUCCAAAACCCCUUACCGAUUUUGAACUCAAAGAACAAGAAGGCAGAGUUGCCCAAUCACUAGCAAAAAUUUCAUCUGGUGAUGGACCUUCAUACAAAAUUUCAAGAGCAUUUAAUGGCACAAAACAAACAGUUGCUGGUUCUCUAGUGAAGAUUUUUGCUGAAUUAAUUGAUGAAAACACAGGCGCAAAGGAAAACUGCACAGUAUCAUUAUGGUCUCGACCAUGGAUUCCAAUUGAUGGAUAUGAAGUAACAUUCGAAUUCAAAGACAAACAAAAGAGUGUACAUCGUCAUAGUCGCUCCAUUGAAUACAGUGAAAAAAAGACAAACAAAAAAAGUCAUCGUUCACUAGACAAAGCAGAACAUUUGUUUCAAAAAUUUCAAAUUAAAUACCAGAAACAAUAUCUAAAUAGUAUGGAAAGACAAAUGAGAUUAAGAAUUUUCAAGCAUAAUUUAAAAUUAAUUCAUGAUUUAAACAAGAAUGAAAUGGGAAGUGCAAAAUACGGUAUCACUGAGUUUGCUGAUAUGACAACAACCGAGUACAGAGAUAGGACUGGUCUUUUAUCGAGAGAAGAGAGCAAUUCAGUUCGUUCACCUGCGAAAAUUCCAGACGUAGAACUACCAAAAGAAUUCGAUUGGAGGGAGAAAGGCGCUAUUUCUAAAGUUAAAAACCAAGGAAAUUGUGGCUCAUGUUGGGCAUUCAGUGUGACUGGUAACAUUGAAGGUUUACACGCUGUUAAAACUGGCAAACUUGAGGAAUACUCCGAACAAGAACUACUUGACUGUGAUACAAUUGACUCUGCUUGCAACGGUGGUCUUCCAGACGAUGCCUAUAAAGCAAUUGAAAAUAUUGGAGGUCUUGAACUUGAAUCUGAAUAUCCAUAUCAAGCUAAAAAGAGCCAAUGCCAUUUUAACAGUAGCUUGUCCCACGUUAAAAUCUCAGGUGCUGUUGAUUUGCCAAAGAACGAAACCGAAAUGGCUAAAUGGCUGAUUGUCAAUGGACCAAUUUCAAUUGGAAUCAAUGCCAAUGCUAUGCAGUUUUAUCGUGGUGGUGUCUCACAUCCCUGGAAAAUGCUCUGUUCAAAGAAAAAUCUAGAUCAUGGAGUGCUAAUUGUUGGUUAUGGUAUUUCCGAAUAUCCAACAUUCAAAAAAACUCUCCCUUACUGGAUUGUCAAAAAUUCUUGGGGACCAAAAUGGGGUGAACAAGGUUACUAUCGUGUCUACCGAGGAGAUAAUACAUGUGGUGUGAGUGAAAUGGCAACAUCUGCUGUACUUGCUUCGUAAUUCAAUUUGGUUUGGUACCUAUAUAAAAAUUAGUAAUAAAAUAACAAACAAAAAAUGUCCAUUUAAAUUCUUUAAAUACAUAAUUAUUUGUUAUUAUGUAAGGCCCCGCCCGAACUGCAAUAAGUUUUAAGAUUAUCAGUAAAGCUUAAAGUUUACCCCCAAAGACUUGGUAAAUAUUCAAAGAAAUAAUUGAUAUGUAGUAAUUAAAUAAAGUUUUCUAUAUUUAAAUGUGUUUUGAAAUAUUGGUUUUAAUUACGAUACAUCACGUUACAUGACAUUAAGCUUGACAAACAUUAAGAUUUAGGUACUUUAACUUACUUGUACUUAGUUACUUUUUUUUUUAUUAUUUACUAAGUCUAUGAGAUAAAUGCUUGGUUUUGCUGAUUAAUUUUUCGUUAAACCUUAGUGGUUUUAUAAUAACAAAAAUACGAGUAUGUACAUUAAAAAAAUUGUAACUUUUUUCUUAAA
This is a messenger RNA of Episyrphus balteatus (marmalade hoverfly), 4169 nucleotides long. RefSeq names its product putative cysteine proteinase CG12163. Gene Ontology annotation, molecular function: cysteine-type endopeptidase activity; cysteine-type endopeptidase inhibitor activity. The coding region runs from base 153 to 3701 and encodes 1182 amino acids. Gene Ontology annotation, cellular component: lysosome. The record is from RefSeq and is a predicted model, not a curated record. The transcript has 15 exons. Lineage: Eukaryota; Metazoa; Arthropoda; Insecta; Diptera; Syrphidae.